Aspergillus heteromorphus CBS 117.55 is the source of this 1993-nucleotide messenger RNA. RefSeq names its product DNA-protein crosslink repair co-factor UBX5. The record is from RefSeq and is a predicted model, not a curated record. The transcript is spliced from 2 exons. Gene Ontology annotation, biological process: proteasome-mediated ubiquitin-dependent protein catabolic process. Lineage: Eukaryota; Fungi; Ascomycota; Eurotiomycetes; Eurotiales; Aspergillaceae. Gene Ontology annotation, molecular function: ubiquitin binding. Gene Ontology annotation, cellular component: nucleus. Bases 367 to 1932 code for a protein of 521 amino acids.
GCAGGAGAUACUUACCACUCCUUCUACUCCUCCUACUCCUCCUACUCCUCCGAUCCUUACUGUUUGUGCCCCAUCACUUUGCACUCCCCUGGAGCUCCCGGCCCAGAGUCACCCAGAAGGCCUCUCCCCCGCCCAGAAUACUGCCGUACAUAUUCGAUCACCUAUCCUUCAACUCACUCGGCCUGAUCCGAGGUCCUCAUUGAUCACCGCCUUAGCGCCCUCAUUGCAGUUUGCAGCUGUUUGCAUCAUCUGGCCCCGACUUCUCAGUUGAAUCAACACACUGUUUUCUGUCACAGUGACCUGCCUUUCCUUCGUCCUUCGUCUAUCGCUCCAUAUCCAGACCCUUCUCAGUGCGUCGGGCCCGCCAUGGACGGCGAUGUGGUGGCACAGUUCACUGAGAUCACCGGCUCUAAGCCCGAGCUCGCUACCCAAUAUCUGCAGCUGGCCGAUUUCAACAUCGAGCAGGCCGUGCAACUUUUCUUCGAAAACGGCGGUGCUGCCUUGACUGAGGAUACUUCAGCGUCGACCUCGAACCCUCCCAGAGCCCCUCAUGCCGUCGGGUACGAAGAUGAGUCGGGGACUGUCCAUGUGGACUCGGACGAUGACCUCACAAUAGACGAAACACGCUCUGCCCCCCGCAACCAACAAUCGCACGGCAGCGCUACCUUCGAAGAUGACGCGGCGAUGGCUCGUCGCCUCCAGGAAGAGAUGUAUAGAGGAGGUGGCAAUGAUGAAGAUGACGUGCGUGCGCCGAUGGCUCGGACGACGGAAACCUUGGUGGGGCCUGAAGCAGACUUUGAUGAUGGCGAUAUGCAUGCCAGCAUCUUGGGACAACUGCGCGCCCGUCAACAGCGACAGAACCGGCCCGGCAUUUUCAACCAGCGAGACACGGCAUCGAUAUGGACUGGUGAGGACGAAAGCUCACAGCGCGAGAGACUGUCGGCUGCGACUGGAGGAGCAUCGGACGCCUCCAACAAGUCCAAUAUGCUGGCUGAGAUGUAUCGUCCCCCAUUCGACAUCAUGUCUAGGCUUUCAUGGGACAUGGCCCGAGAGGAAGGCCGUGGCAAUGAAAGGUGGCUGCUGGUCAAUAUCCAGGAUCCUUCUGUCUUCGACUGCCAGGUUCUCAACAGGGAUCUCUGGAAAGACCCCAGCGUGAAAGACACCGUCAAAGAACAUUUCAUAUUUUUGCAGUUCUCCAAAGACGACCCACGCGCCGGGCCGUAUUUGCAGUACUAUUUCCAGGGAAGCGAUGUUUCGGAGAACUACCCUCACAUCGCCAUUGUUGAUCCGCGGACUGGAGAGCAGAUGAAGGUGUGGUCGGGCCCCCCCGUGGUGAAGGCCUCGGACUUCCUGAUGCAACUCCACGAGUUCCUCGACCGUUACAGCCUGAAGCAUAAUGUGCGCAACCCCGUGGCUAAGCGGAAACCCGAGAAGAAGGAGAAGAACAUCGAUGCAAUGACCGAGGAGGAAAUGAUGGAGAUGGCGUUGAGGAACAGCCUUGGGGACGAGGCGACACAGGCCCCGAAGAUGGAGGAUCCCGACGAUCUCACGCGCAGCACGGAGGAUGUGAAGGGGAAGGGUAAGGCUGUUGACGAGGAUUUCGAGAUGGAUGAGGCCGAGCCAAGCGUGCAGAGCGCGUUUGCCUCCAUCCCGGACAACCGACCCCACACGGAGCCACCGGCGGACCCAGCCACCACCACCCGCAUCCAGCUCCGACACCCAUCGGGUCGGGUGAUUCGGCGGUUUGCUCUGACGGACCCUGUGCAGCGGAUCUACGAAUGGCUGAAGGCGGAGCCCCCGUUGGCCGACAAGGCGGGGGUGGAGUUUGACCUCAAUUCCAUGGGCCGCAAUCUGAUUGACACCUUGGACUCGACCAUCGAAGCUGCGGGGUUGAAGAACGGCACCGUUAUGAUAGGAUAUCACGAGGAAUAAAUCGGGGUCGGAUUGCACUUGAUGGCGGGAGUUAAGGGGGGGGGGGGCGAUUGGGACUGGG